AUGGUCAUUGUAGAUAACAUUCAUCUAAAGAGUAAGUAUAAGGGAACAAUGAUAGUUGGUGUUGUAAUGGAUGGUUAUAACCAACAGUACCCAUUAGCAUAUGCAAUUGUUGAUAGUGAGAAUGACCAAGCCCUGAAGUGGUUCAUGACGAACCUUAAAACAGCAAUUGAAGAAUGUCCUAACCUCGUAUUCGUCCCAUAUCGUGGACAGAGUAUAGCUAAUGUUGUUGAUAUCGUAUUCCUUAAUUCUUACCACGGACUUUGUACCUUCCAUUUGAAAAGAAACAUGGAGAAAUACUUCAAAGACGAGGCCAUUAGAAAAUUGUUUCACGAUGCUUGUAGAGUGUAUCGAAAAUUGGAGUUCAAGCAUCAUUGGGUCCAAAUAGUGAACUACAAGAAUGGUUCCCUUGCUAGAUACUUAGAGGAUGCUGGUAUUCAACAGUGGGCACGGUGUUAUCAGUCCGAAAAUCGAUAUGAUAAUAUGACCAGUAAUAGUGUCGAAUGUUUCAAUGCUUUUACCAAAGAACCAAGAGUGUUACCAAUAACUUUGUUGCUAGAAUACACAAGAGGUCUACUUCAAGGUUGGUUUCAUGAUCGGCAAAUAGUAUGGUCUAAUAGUACAUCGCCACACCCAAUCUCUGCGGAGGAAAUAAUGGGUUUAGAGUGUGAAAAAUCUAGGCAAUGUCGAGUAAACCCAAUCGAUUGUUAUAGAUUUCAUGUUAAGGACGGUAGAUUAGAUGGUAUAAUCAGCCUUAACACUCGAGAAUGUAGUUGCAAGCAAUUUCAGUGUUUGGAGAUUUCAUGUUCGCAUGCUAUUGUUGCAGCUAGAGAGCGCAAUAUUAACCCGUUUACUCUAUGCAGCAAAUUUUAUAGUGUUGAUUCCCUAGUAAUAGCAUAUGCGGAAUCAAUAAACCCACUUGGUCAUGUAUCCGAAUGGAAAAAGCCACCAGGGUAUACUGAGGUAAAAAUAUUCCACCGAAAAGAGUGGUACAUGUUGGUAGACAAAGGGUAA
Messenger RNA from Benincasa hispida (wax gourd), 1011 nucleotides. RefSeq lists its product as uncharacterized. NCBI's taxonomy places the organism in Eukaryota, Viridiplantae, Streptophyta, Magnoliopsida, Cucurbitales, Cucurbitaceae. Gene Ontology annotation, molecular function: zinc ion binding. The record is from RefSeq and is a predicted model, not a curated record.